UCUAAAACAUGUCUACAUAUAUCCGUAUGUUGUAGUCCAUUUAAGAUGGCUAGAAAGACAAUUAUUUGGGAACGGAGGGAGUAUAACAUGACAUUACGAACUGCUUUUGUCCAGCUGCUUGCAUGAGCUGGGACUUGGCUGAGUCCAGCAAAGACUUCGUCACCACUGUUGUCAAUAAAAAUGAUCUGGUCCCAUCUUUUGGCAAGGUCUCAGCCGCUGAACUUCGUACAAAGGUCAUGGCAUCAUCCUGGGCACCUGGUCUCCAGGAACAUAUUCAGCAGAAAAGACUCCUGAGUUUUAUGAACCACUCUGUGGACUUCAUGCGAUCCUACAUCCCUUUUGUAUCCAGUCCAAGUUCUAAGGUUGCAGAUGUUGAUAUGCUGCAACCUUGGACUGCUAAGGCUGAGAUGAAGCAUUCAGAGUGCAUGAAGUAGUGAAGAAACAUUCUGCCCUAUCCUGCUGGCCAUAUGUUGCUACAAAGAGUCAAACUUCUGAUAAAGCUGAGAAAGGAACAGAUGGAGAACACAUGGAGCAGCUCCUGGAAGCCCUGCGAUCACCGUCGAGUACCUCUCAGUCACCUCGGCAUCGCCAGUUGUACCCCCCAGGAAGAAUCAUGCACAUGGUUGCAUUGCCAAUAUCAGAAGAGCAAGGCAGACAGAGUGAGGGUGUUGCCCUCUACGAGACCCCUCGCGACAUGUACAACAAGAUCCGACUCGACGGAUCAAUGAUAAGGGACCAUUACAUGCCUAGGUACAUUGAGACGAUGGAGAUGCUCAUCGACAAGCUUGCAGAGGAUGACGCGCCUCCCAGUGACUCCAACGACGUCCGGUUGGACUAACUUUAAAAUAAAGUACUAGCCACGCCUUCUGAGAGAUUUUGUAGGAAAUCCUG
This is a messenger RNA of Triticum dicoccoides, 891 nucleotides long. RefSeq lists its product as uncharacterized. The coding region runs from base 123 to 434 and encodes 103 amino acids. The record is from RefSeq and is a predicted model, not a curated record. The transcript is spliced from 3 exons. Lineage: Eukaryota; Viridiplantae; Streptophyta; Magnoliopsida; Poales; Poaceae.